Aptenodytes forsteri (emperor penguin) is the source of this 3523-nucleotide messenger RNA. RefSeq names its product solute carrier family 45 member 1 (gene SLC45A1). Gene Ontology annotation, cellular component: membrane. Gene Ontology annotation, molecular function: sucrose:proton symporter activity. Gene Ontology annotation, biological process: transmembrane transport. The transcript is spliced from 10 exons. The coding region runs from base 25 to 2325 and encodes 766 amino acids. NCBI's taxonomy places the organism in Eukaryota, Metazoa, Chordata, Aves, Sphenisciformes, Spheniscidae. The record is from RefSeq and is a predicted model, not a curated record.
CUGGGGAGCUGAAAGGAAAAGCUCAUGACAAACAGACGCCUACCCAUGAUGAUUCCACCAUCUGCAACAACCCCUGUCAGUGAUGCUGCACUCUUACCAAGCGUGGCUUCUCAGGAAAUCUGGAGGUCACAAGUUCCAGGCUAUUCUGGAUCAGUCACGCGGCACAUAAGUCAUCGGGCCAAUAACUUCAAGAGACAUCCGAAAAGGAGAAAACACAUCCGCCCUUCGCCGCCACCACCACCAAAUACUCCAUGUCCUAUUGAUUUGAUUGACUUUGGGGAUCUCCAGCCUCAGAGGUCUUUCCUAGAACUCCUGUUUAAUGGGUGCAUUCUCUUUGGGCUCGAGUUCAGCUAUGCCAUGGAAACAGCCUAUGUUACCCCUGUGCUGCUUCAGAUGGGGCUUCCAGACCAACUGUAUGGAAUGGUGUGGUUCAUCAGCCCUAUAUUAGGGUUCUUGCUACAGCCUUUGCUGGGGGCCUGGAGUGACAGAUGCACAUCAAGAUUUGGGAGGAGAAGACCUUUCAUUCUGGUCUUAGCAGUAGGAGCAUUGCUUGGGCUCUCACUUAUGCUGAAUGGCAAAGAUAUAGGGAGUGCCUUGUCUGACGCUGCAAAUAACCACAAAUGGGGGAUCAUUCUUACGGUCUGUGGUGUUGUCCUCAUGGACUUCAGCGCAGAUUCAGCAGACAAUCCCAGUCAUGCCUACAUGAUGGAUGUAUGCAGCCCAGUGGAUCAAGACAGGGGCCUCAACAUCCACGCUUUGUUAGCAGGUCUUGGAGGUGGCUUUGGUUAUGUUGUUGGAGGAAUACACUGGGAUAAAACCAGUUUUGGAAAAGCUGUGGGAGGGCAGCUUCGCGUCAUCUAUGUCUUCACCUCAGUUAUACUGACUGUCACUACUGUGCUGACUCUAAUUAGCAUUCCAGAAAGACCCUUAAGGUCCUUUAGCAGGAAGAAAAAGGUGAUGAAGAGUCCAAGUCUUCCUCUCCCUCCUUCUCCACCUCUCUUCUUUGAGGAGGGUGUAAAUGAAAACUUUGCUUCUCAUAACUCAGCUCGCUUAUAUGCAAGUUUUACGAGUCCUGUUUCCCCUCUGAGCCCACUCACACCCAAAUAUGGCAGUUUUGUCAGCAGAGACAAUUCCUUGAUGGGAAUUAAUGAGUUUGCAUCAUCAUUUGGGACUUCUAAUAUUGACAGUGUGCUUAUAGACUGUUUUACAGGCGGGCACAAUAGUUAUUUAGCACUUCCAGCUAGCUUGCCCAGGCAGCCUGUCAGUGUCAGCUUUCCUCGGGUGCCUGAUGGCUGUUACCAAGGAGAAAAUGGAGUUCUGGAGCAAGGGGAAAGCAGCAUAAUGCCAGGGCCUGAUGGCGAGGCGCUAAGGGUGGGCUCACUGGAUGCGAUAAAGCCACAGUCGUCGGGGAUCCUGAAAAGACCUCAGACCUUGGCCAUUCCAGAUAUCGUAACAGGACACUGUCCAGAAAAUAGCAGAAGAAGAAAUGUAACCUUCAGCCAACAGGUUGCUAAUAUCUUGCUGAAUGGUGUUAAGUAUGAGAGCGAGCUGAAUGGAUCAGGCGAGACCUCUGAGCAACCACUCUCCAUGAAGCUCCUUUGUUCGACCGUCUGCCAGAUGCCCAAGGCUCUUCGUAACCUCUGCAUCAACCACUUCCUAGGAUGGCUUUCAUUUGAGGGGAUGUUACUCUUCUAUACCGACUUCAUGGGAGAGGUAGUGUUUCAAGGGAAUCCAAAAGCACCUCACAACUCAGAUGAGUAUCAGAAGUACAACGCUGGGGUCACCAUGGGCUGCUGGGGAAUGUGCAUCUAUGCAUUCAGUGCUGCCUUCUAUUCAGCCGCGCUGGAGAAGCUGGAGGAGCGGUUCAGCACACGGACGCUGUACUUUGUGGCAUAUUUGGCCUUCGGGCUGGGCACAGGGCUGGCCACGCUCUCCAGAAACAUCUAUGUGGUGCUGUCACUGUGUGCUACCUACGGCAUCCUCUUCGCCACGCUCUGCACGCUGCCCUACUCCCUGCUCUGCGACUACUACCAGAGCCGUGAGUUUGUAGGCUCGCAGGCGGAGGGCACGCGGCGCGGGAUGGGCGUUGACAUCUCCCUGCUGAGCUGCCAGUACUUCCUGGCACAGAUCCUUGUGGCCCUGGCCAUGGGGCCGCUGACGGCAGCUGUGGGCAGCGCCAGCGGUGCCAUGUACUUCGCCAGCCUGGUGUCCUUCCUGGGCUGUCUCUUCUCCUCCCUCUGUGUCACCUACGAGUCGCCGGCCACCGAGGAGCUGCCACCCACUGAGGAGCAGCGCCCGCUCUUGCCCCGUGCACGGAAUGAAUAAAUGGGAGAAGCCGCCACAGCCUCCGCUGCCUCAUUGCGUCGCCCUCGGCCUCCCCAUCAUGGCGUGGUGGGCUCAUGCACCCCAGGGACGGCAGCAGUGGGCAUGGCAAAUGGUGAGAAGGUCUGCACUGGCUUCGCUGAGCUUUCCCCUGCCCGUGGGAGAGUGAGGGUAUCAUAUCUGCAGGAAUACCUGUGACGUGCUAUUUCCUUGAUUAUGGGACAGCUGUCUCCAAGAAUGUUCAGGAUGAAGAUGGAACAAAAUAGCAUGAGAAACUGUACAUUUGGCGCUUCUGAUUUCUGACAAUCUAAAGACUUGACUUUGGAGAAUUUUUCUUUUCUUGUUGGCCCACUGUGUAACCUUAAUUUCCUUCCUUUCCUUUUCAAACUUUUAAAGUAAAAAAUGUGGGGUUUUUUUUGGUCCUACUAGCUAAUGCGGUACUAGUUCUUAAAAUGUUUUCUCCUCUUAAGUUUUGUAGCCAGCAUUAUUGCACUAAAUGGAUCAUGAGCACUUUCCUUUUCUAAGUAGCUGGAGUUGCAGAUCAUUUUGUUGCAAGUGAGGAUCUUCAAAAGACUCAUAGAAUUGAUGAAAUCAAUGUAUUUGAUGGUAAUGUUUGUUCCUGCUUCCAUCUGUAAAUAAUUUUAUGAAAUACAUUUAUAUAGUUAUAAAACUAUUGCUAUGCCUGUAUGCAUUGCCUAAUAGAAUAUAUAUUACAUUUUCUAUUUUAUGGGAUAUGAACUUUAUUUUGCAUAUGUAUUUAUGUAGUGUUUACACACAUAGUACUUUUAAGUCAACAUCGAUGUAUGUUAAUUUGGGGCUUAGAGCAAUAUUGUGGUGUCUGGAAAAAACCCAGAGCCUGCCACCAUCAUGCAGAGUUGGAAGUCACACCAAAUCCAUAGAAAUAACUUAAAAAAGAGGCAUUGCUUACUUGCUUAUUCUCUUCCUUUGUCAUACAUUCUGUGUUUUACAGAAAUUACUGUAUGUGGUUACUAUUGAACUGUGAGCUGCAAAGUGAUGUUUACCUUUUGGAAUCAAAAUGCUUCAAAUAUUGUGUCUAAAUCUGCAAGCUGCUGUUUAGAAGUAAGAUGCAUGAGUUUAGGCAGGAAAGUGAUUUUAUGCCGUGCUGUAGUUUAAUCUCUUCAGCAGUGCCUAAAGGUUAACUUUGAUUAAGUCCUUAUCAUUAAAGGUUGCUUCAUGGCAA